GAGUAGUCACGUGGUUCAUGUGGUUAAUCGAUAACAGUGAAUAAUGGCUUGAAUCUCGCAAGAGACUGACAUUCACCACAUCAACCCAGAAAACAGUUGCCAGGGUAACGAAGACAUCUCCACGAUGCUGCGCACAUUGUCCUUGAAAGAGCUCAAUCCGCACAUCAUCUGUGUGCUUUGCGGGGGGUACCUGGUGGAUGCGACUACCAUAAUAGAGUGCCUUCACUCAUUUUGUCGCUGCUGCAUUGUUCGUUACUUGGAGACGAGUUACCGCUGUCCAGUGUGUGACGCAGAAAUACACAAGACGAGACCUUUACUUAACAUCAGGGCAGAUAACGUGCUCCAAGACAUAGUGUACAAAGUUGUACCGGGAAUGUAUUUCGAGGAGAAAAAGAGACGGAAGGAAUGCGAAGAAAAGUUGAAGAAAUCGAGACAUCCAGAGAAACCGGCCCAGGAAGACGUUUGUGAUACGAAAAACACUGAUAAGGAGAAAGAGCAAACAACCGAUGAACCGGAUAUCGAGGACCCCAUCUGCCUGACCCUGGAAUUCUACAAGCGAAGAAAGAAUACCAGUGAGCAACAGAUCUUUCCGACUCGUUACCUACGAUGUUCUUCAUCUGUGACUGUCAGCGUCAUCAAGAAAUUCCUCACCAUCAAGUUUGGAAUCCCACAAACACAUAAGUCUGAGCUGAUUCGAUCAGAUGAGAUACUUGAUGAUAAUCUGACUAUGAAGGAGCUGACGCGGAUCUAUGGGAUUUUCUCCAAGUCGCAGUUGGAUCUGCAGUACUUAUUCAUGUCGGUGAAGGAUGACGAUUACGAGGCGGAGCAGGAGGCCAAGAGGCAAAAGCUCGCGCAUGCGCAGCGACAGCGUGAGCUGUAUUUAUUGUACCAGAAGCAGCAACAACGACGACGGGAACUAGAGAGAGAAGAACAAGGACGCGAACAACGCGAACUGGACACGAGCGGCUCCCCGGCACAUGAGCUGGUUCAUAAACUUUCGAGCAAAAAGCGCAAACGUGUUUCGGGAGGUCACCAAAAACCGUCUAAACACAAACCAGGAAAUACUGGGCUAACAACACAACCUGGAUGUACUCGGAUACCAACACAAGCGGGAGAUACUGGGAUACCAACACGAGCGGGAGAUACUGGGAUACCAACACGAGCGGGAGAUACUGGGAUUCCAACACAAGCGGGAGAUACUGGGAUACCAACACAAGCGGGAGAUACUGGGAUACCAACACAAGCGGGAGAUACUGGGAUACCAACACAAGCAGGAGAUACUGGGAUACCAACACAAGCAGGAGAUACUGGGAUACCAACACAAGCGGGAGAUACUGGGAUACCAACACAAGCGGGAGAUACUGGGAUACCAACACAAGCGGGAGAUACUGGGAUACCAACACAAGCAGGAGAUACUGGGAUACCAACACAAGCAGGAGAUACUGGGAUACCAACACAAGCGGGAGAUACUGGGAUACCAACACAACCAGGAGAUACUGGGAUACCAACACAACCAGGAGAUACUGGGAUACCAACACAAGCAGGAGAUACUGGGAUACCAACACAAGCAGGAGAUACUGGGAUACCAACACAAGCGGGAUAUACUGGGAUACCAACACGAGCGGGAGAUACUGGGAUACCAACACAAGCGGGAGAUACUGGGAUACCAACACAAGCAGGAGAUAUUAGGGAAAACUGGGCAAAAUAUCAAUUGGAGGGGACUGGGGCAAGACAAAGACUGGAAGAGACUGGGGCGAGACAAAAAGGAGACACCGAGGAUUUGGGACUUGUGAUAAACAACAAGCAAACCAUUCAGAAGCAAGAACUUAAUCACGGACCUGAAGAUGACGACAGCAACAUCACUUCAAACGGUCUGGGGACUUGGCCACUAGGAUGCGAUUCAGAAUCCUCUAGCACGAAAGAGAACAAUGCCUUGAUUGACAACAUUCCUGUUAACCCGACGAUAAACGGUAACCACGGUAACAAGAGGUCACAGGAAAUGAACGAAAAACGAGCAGCACAAGAGAAAGUUGAAGUAUAUUGAGUUGCAUGACUUUACUAUGUGUAGAUAUAUUUGUUUCUAUAAAUUCGAAAAGAA
Nematostella vectensis (starlet sea anemone) is the source of this 2098-nucleotide messenger RNA. Its product is annotated as collagen alpha-1(XXIV) chain. NCBI's taxonomy places the organism in Eukaryota, Metazoa, Cnidaria, Anthozoa, Actiniaria, Edwardsiidae. Bases 125 to 2044 code for a protein of 639 amino acids. Gene Ontology annotation, cellular component: PRC1 complex. The record is from RefSeq and is a predicted model, not a curated record. Gene Ontology annotation, biological process: negative regulation of transcription by RNA polymerase II. The transcript is spliced from 11 exons. Gene Ontology annotation, molecular function: promoter-specific chromatin binding.